AUGACUGAAAAAGAUGUUUCUAAUGUUAAUGUUAAUUUUGUUGUUAUUUGGUUAGAUAAAGAUGUUAAUAAAAGACAAGAAAAUGAAGAUACAAGAGCACUUUUACGUCUUGCUGUUGGAAAUCAAUUAAAAACAUUUGAUAAUCCUGAUCAAUGUAUUGAUUAUAUGACAACUGAACAAAUGAAAUUAGUAUUUCUUAUAAUUUCAAAUGCAUAUGGUCAUUAUCUCGUACCAAUGAUAUAUCAGAUACCACAAAUUCAAACCAUAUAUAUUUUUUGUGUUAAACGACAAUUAGCAGAAAAAUGGGCUAAAGAAGAUUUUAAAAUUUCUGGUAUAUUUACAGAUAAAAAAAUUUUAGUUGAUAAAGUUCGUGAUGAUAUACAAGCAUGUAAUAGAGAUAGUCAUAUACCAAUGAGUAUAUUUCAUAUGGAUGAUCGUCAAAAAAUAAUACGUGAUUUACAAGAAGAUAGUGCAAAAUUUAUGUGGUAUCAAUUAUUAAUUAUUGUUUUACAACGUUUACCAACAUCAAAAUAUUCAAAAGAUGAAAUGAUUUCUGAAUGUCGAGUGGUUUAUCAUAAAGAUCCAAUUGAACAAGAUAAAAUAAAUAAAUAUGAAAAAGAAUAUAUUGAAUCAAAUGCUAUUUGGUGGUAUACAUAUGAUUGUUUUAUAUAUCGUUUAUUAAAUAAAGCAUUACGUACACAAAAUAUUGAUGUUAUAUUUCGUUUUCGAUUUUUUAUUCAUGAUCUUAAUAAUCAAAUUAAACAACUCUAUUUAGAAUAUUUACAAAAUCAUCGUCCUAUAUCAGAACAUCGUUUAAUUGUUUAUCGUGGUCAACAUUUAAGUAUUGAUGAACUUAAUAUACUUCAACGUAAUAUUAAUGGACUUGUAUCAAUGAAUACAUUCCUUAGUGCAACAUUAAAUAUAGAUAUAGCACUUAUUUAUGCAGAGACUGAUCCUAAAUGUGCAGAAACAUCACAAAUACAAUCCGUUCUUUUUAUUAUUGAUAUAUUUAAUAUGAGUGAAGAGACAACAGCAUUUGCUCCUAUUGCACGUAAUUCUUGUAAUGCUGAAGAAGAAGAAGUUCUUUUUACAAUUGGAGCUAUUUUUAAAGUUAUAUCUGUUGAAAGAAAAGAAAAUCGAUGGGAUAUUCAUUUACAAUUAAGUAAAGAAGAAAAUAAACUCUAUCGAGAUCUUUCACAUCAUAUUAUAAAACAAAUUGGAUCUGAAGUUAAUUCAUUAACACUUGGAUGGUUUUUAUAUCGAAUGAGUGAUUAUAGUAGAGCUGAACGUUAUGCUCAAUCAUUACUCAAACAACUUUCAAAUAAUGAUAAAGAAACUGGAAAUACUUAUAAUCUAUUAGGUUUAAUUCAUAAGGAGACAGGUCAUCUAGUACAAGCUAUUGAUUAUUAUAAGAAAGCACUUGAAAAUUAUACUUAUACUAGACCACCUAAUAGUCCUCAAGUUAUUGCUACUCAUUAUAAUCUUGGUUUAGCUUAUCUAGCACUAGGAAAUAAAGAACUAGCGACUGAACAUCAAGCAAAAGCUAAAGAACAAUUAAUUAAUUCUUCACAAACAGAUAAAUCAUUACUUGCAGUUAUGACUGAUGGUCUCAAAGCUAAAUUGGAUAUAGCAGAUGGAAAUUAUACUCGUGCUUUUAAAAGUUUUGAAGAAGUAUUAGAAAGAAAAAAAAAUACAUUACCAUCAGGACAUCCAUCAUUUGCAUCAACUUUAAAAGAAAUGGGUAUUAUACAAGAUAAAAUGAAUAAUCAUAAAAAAGCACUUGAAUAUUUUAAUGAAGCAUUGGAUAUUUGUCGUAAAUGUUUAACAGAAUAUAAUACUGAUGUAGCAGAUUGUCAUGAAAAAAUUGCUCAUAUACAUUAUAAACGUAAAGAAUAUUCAAUUGCAUUAAAACACUUUGAAAAAGCUUUAGAUAUUAUCAUAUAUAUAUCAAGAGAGGAUAUUGAUCAUGUAGAAGAUAUACAAAAAUGGAUUACAAAGACACAAAAAAUGAUGAAUCAUCAGAAAAAAAACUAA
This is a messenger RNA of Rotaria sp. Silwood1, 2034 nucleotides long. NCBI's taxonomy places the organism in Eukaryota, Metazoa, Rotifera, Eurotatoria, Philodinida, Philodinidae. The record is from the annotation of a GenBank genome assembly.